AUGAGUACUUCUGGGCAACAGUCCCUGUUCUUCAUCAACCCUCCAAACCUACAAAAGCUUUGUGUUGUCAAGGUAGUACUAAGUAAUCAAGUGCCAGACACAGAGAUUAGAAGCACACAGAUGAAGAUGUGCAGGCAAUUGUUGUUUAUGCACCAAGAGCUUCUUACAUCACCUGUUCCUGGAAUAUUAAGUCAGAUUUGGGUAGUGAUGACGAUACAGUUUUACAAAUCAGAAAAACUUCAGGCCUACACAGAAAAACAUGGAGCUAAGAUGGUGACUCCUCAGAAAGUAGUUCCUGCCAUUCUUCAAACCUGUCUCUCCUAUUCAGUCACAGCCAGACUUUCUCCAUCAUGGAAUAAAGCUGGUCAUUUGCUAGUUCAAGGGAAAGAUUUUCUUUCUCAAAGAGGAAGGCAAAAUGCUAUUGUUUUGGACAUAAAUGUAUCAGAAAACCAACUCUGCAUCAGCAUAGAAGCUUGUACAGUUAGACUACCACCACCAAAGCUAAAUGACUUUGAAAUUUCUGAAAACAUAUUAAAGAAUUUUGAUGGUAACAAACAUGCCAUUAUUGAGGGGCACUCUAUUUUGAGCAACUGGUGCUAUGUCUUGCCAAGCAUGAAAAUGGGACAAAUAACAAGUAUUCUUCAUACUGUUCCCCCUGAUUGUCCUUUUCGGUCACGUGAAGAUUUUCAGAUACAUUGGGAUAGUCUGUAUGGAUAUAACCUCCCAGAGGAUUGUGGAGAGAUGGAAAUAUACUGCACUGUCUACUUCAAAUUGAUAGGAGAAAGGCUUUUCACGUAUCCUCUCAGUUGCAUUAGAAGUCAACCUGCACAGUUUUUUCCAAGGGUUGAUGUGGAAAGUGUAUUGAAAAGCUUUCUUACUGAUCUGAAAUCCAAACUCUCUCAUAUAUGUGGCUUUCCAAUAAAGAUGACGAGUAAGCCAUGCUACUACACUCAAGAAUUGACCAAACCUUCUUUACAGGGAAACGAAGUCAAGACUCCUAAUCUGACUGCCAAAAAAAUGUUUAGGGAUUCUCUGAUUCAGGUCCCUUCUGUGAAACCUACCUUGGUUCAGAGUCCAUUAUCAGCUACUAUGGCAUUUGACCACAAGAUGGAGCUUUUAGCCAAUCAGCCAAAGCCAAGUAUUUUCUCAAGUCUUAAUCUUCAGUCAGACUACGAGAAUGAAGGCACAUGUGGCAAGGAGUCACAGCUACCUUUUGAAGCAUCCGGGCGCAAAACCAGGAGCAUUCAAGUUCAAGAUUUAAUUCCUGAUUACCAAAAUAAAAGUACCACUAAAAUCAUACCAAUUUUUAAAGGCAGACUGAUGCAGAUGAAUGAAAAUAUCUCAAAGUCUGUUAACCAGAAGAAAAAACAGCAUAUUGGUACAGAAUCAAAGAUACUAGCAAGUAAAUCUCGUGUGACCCAAGUUAACAAAUUGAAUUUGGGCCAAUGUGAGAAAAAAAGAACUAAAAAUAAUGUAUCUGCAACACAUACUGGAAAUAUAAAUCCAAGGACUUUUAUACCUCCACAAAACCUAUAUACAAAGUCAAAUUUUUAUCUGCCUAAAUGCACAUCAUCAAAUGUGACUUUAAGUGGACACAAGCCCCAGUUUUUUGAUGAUUCAGUAUUUCAUUUAUUGGAUAAAAAUUCACGUAUAAUUAGAAAUGUCACAAACAUCCAAAAGAAAGAAAAUCUAGCAAGUCAGCAUCCUAUACAAGUUUUGGGGAAUGACCAUGAGUUACUACAAAGGAAAAGACAAUUCCACAUUUUUGAUUCAGACACAGAGACAGAGGAUUCCCAGAUACCACAACAACAAUCGAUGAAUCCAGCUAAAGAGGUAGAUUUAAAUAUUUGCCGAUUAGUGUCAAACAGAACAGCUUCUAGGUCAAAGAGGAAAUUUCACCAAAAAUCUUCAGAAACUUUAAAAGACAGCAUUACUGCCAUUCAUCAUGGACUGUUCAGCUCUUCAGUUGAUCAGGGGAAAGGAUUAGGUAAAUCAAAGCCUAAGAAAUCCCAGAUUAUUCCAAACAUUUAGAACAUGGACCUGGAAGAGCAUCAAAAUACCCACCAGCCUUAUUUCACGCUACCUAUGCUGCUGUCCUGCCAAACUGAAUAUUCACUGCCUGCUAGAUAUUCA
Molecule: messenger RNA, 2133 nt
Organism: Trichosurus vulpecula (common brushtail)
Lineage: Eukaryota; Metazoa; Chordata; Mammalia; Diprotodontia; Phalangeridae
Gene: C1H18orf63
Product: chromosome 1 C18orf63 homolog
Exons: 13
Coding region: 1-2031 (676 amino acids)
Source: RefSeq, a predicted model, not a curated record